CGUAUUCUAAACCAUUGUUUCGUUUAUUUGUUGGGCAACUUGCGUUCAAUCACACUCGCCUGGAUGCCAGUGGUUGAACUAGAGCAGUCUGUUUCAUACUGCCAUGUCGGGCAAAAAUGAUGAGAUAGCUGAUACUCCUCGUUUUAUGCAGAAAACAAGAUCAUCUUCUGCCAUGAGCGACGCGGCUAAGCGGAAGAAAGAGGCGCCCAAGGCGGCCCCAGCGCCCGUGAAACGCCCUGGUAUGGCCCCAAGGACCACCACCCCGAAAAUCAAGGUGACGGACACGAGUAAACAGAAGGGGGCCAAGGCUGCCCCGGCCUCGGCGAAGAGGCCUGCCUCUACCAAGAAGACUGAGCAGCAGAAACAACAGGAGGAGGACAUUUUGAUGACGCUGUCUGAGGAAGACUUAUUAGAGAUGCAGCAGGUGUUUGUUCUGUACGACAAGGACGGCGACGGCACCAUCUCCACCAAGGAGUUGGGUGACAUGUUCCGCUACCUCGGGCAAACCACAUCCGAUGCCGAGUUAGACGAUAUCAUCAGGGAUGCCGAUACCGACGGUGAUGGUGAACUCGACUUUGUUGAGUUUGUGACGAUGAUGAUGAAGAGAAUGUCGAACCAGUCCGAGGCGGAACUAAGAGAAGCAUUUAAGGUUUUUGAUAAGGAUGACAAGGGUUACUUGACCCAUGAUGAGUUGCGUGCUGCCAUGACAACCAGGGGGACGCCCAUGACGGAGGAGGAGGUCAAUGAAAUGAUAGCCGAGGCGGAUGUUGAUGGGGAUGGCAAUAUUGACUACAAAGGAUGUGAACAGCAGUGCACUUUAGCACUUGAGAAAAUGUCCCGUCCGGCGAGUAAGCCUGGCAGCGAAGGCGGAGGAAAGAGCUCGCGGUCAUCUACCGCUGCCAACCCGGCGAAGAAGACUCCGACACCAAACAAGUCAACACAACCACCGAAACUCCAGGCGACUGGUCCGCCUGGCUCUUAUGCGCCAUCCACCCGGACUCCCACCACAGCUUCAGGCAGCAGGGCGUCGAACAAGAGCAAGGUAUCUGUGAAGAUUCCUAAGAAGAGAGGGAAUCUAGAGUCAGUCGAGCUUCAGCUAUUGCGACCAGAGGAGGUUCGACUAUUACGCAAGGCGUUCGCCCUUUACGACAAAGAUGGUGACGGCACGGUCAGUACCCGCGAGCUGAAGACCAUCCUGAGAGCAAUUGGUUACUCGCCGUCAGAGGCUGAGCUUCAGGACAUGAUACACGAACAAGACCCGGACGGGGACGGCUACCUGACCUUCCACGACUUCGCGCACCUGAUCGCGCAGCGCAAGAACUCAGAAAACACGGAGGAGGAACUGCUGGCGGCGUUCCGUGUGUUUGACCGGGACAGAGACGGUCACAUCAGCUCAGAGGAGUUGAGGACAGUCAUGCGGAAGAUGGGAGACGUUAUGACCGAGGAGGAGAUAGAGGACAUGAUCACGGAGAUCGAUGUGAACGGCGACGGCGAGAUUGAUUAUAAUGAAUUCCUCGAGAUGAUGUUGUUCGAGUAGACGUCAUUAACGCAGAGACCGGACAUUGGGAUACGUCAAGACAUCUCGAACUCUAUUUCCUUUUUCUAAUUAACCCUGGUAUGGGUCAUUCUUACGACAAGGGUUGGCAAGACGGUCAAGACAGUUUUAGCUGUGUGGUUUUGGCUUCGGUCACAUUGUUAUGUUUAUUUGUGAAGCAGUCUCGCCAGUCUGGCCGGGACUACGAGAAUGCAGAGUAAAAACGUAGUGGGCCGCCAACUUUGGCUCAAAAAAGUGGCAUAACGGCUCCUGUGAGAUUUAUUAGUACUAUAGAAAGUGUAUAUUGAUGUUAAUGUUAUAUGUGUGCAAAUUGAAAUAUAAAGGUCUAUGUCUAAGAA
This is a messenger RNA of Lineus longissimus, 1893 nucleotides long. RefSeq names its product EF-hand calcium-binding domain-containing protein 7-like. The transcript is spliced from 10 exons. Gene Ontology annotation, molecular function: calcium ion binding. NCBI's taxonomy places the organism in Eukaryota, Metazoa, Nemertea, Pilidiophora, Heteronemertea, Lineidae. The record is from RefSeq and is a predicted model, not a curated record. Bases 104 to 1537 code for a protein of 477 amino acids.